Molecule: messenger RNA, 862 nt
Organism: Eruca vesicaria subsp. sativa (arugula)
Lineage: Eukaryota; Viridiplantae; Streptophyta; Magnoliopsida; Brassicales; Brassicaceae
Source: the annotation of a GenBank genome assembly
AAAAAAACAGAGAACCUGAUCAAAGGGAUUUGAAUCUUGAGUGUUAUGGAGAUUAGGGUUGAUGAAGAAGCUGUGAUCAAUGGUUCUCGUCACAUGAUCCAAGAAGAGGAAGUUCCACUUCUGAAGGAGGAUAAAAUUCUAAUCCAAACUCGAGAGUUUCCUGCAAUAGAAAGAAACACAUGGAUACAAAAGGCAAUAGGUCAAACUUUUCAAACCACAUCUCAUCUAGCUAAUCUCUUACCAACAGGGACAGUUCUUGCAUACCAAAUCUUGUCACCAAUCUUCACAAACGCUGGAAGCUGCAGCUUUGCUAGCAGAUUCAUGACCGCAACAUUAGUUGUGAUCUGUGCAUUCUCUUGUUUUAUACUUAGCUUCACAGAUUCUUACAAGGACUUGAAUGGAAACACUUGCUAUGGAAUUGCUACAAUCAAUGGCUUUUGGAUCAUCGACGGCUCAGCUACUCUUCCUGAAGACCGUGCCAGAACUUAUAAGUUACGGUUUAUAGACUUUGCACACGCUAUCAUGUCGUUUCUGGUGUUUGGAGCUGUGGUUAUGUUUGAUCAGAAUGCGAUUAAGUGUUUCAUCCCUGAACCAUCUGCUGAAGAAGCUGAGAUUCUCACAGCUUUGCCUGUAGGAUUAGGAGUCUUUUGCAGUAUGUUGUUUGCUACAUUUCCUUCUACACGUCAUGGUAUCGGUUUCACCAUCUCUGAUAAAUGAUGUUCUGAUUCUAUUAUUAACUUAUUAUCUGUUGUAUUUGAGAUGAUCUUCUGAAUAGAGUAUCUCGAUGUUUGUGGUAAAAUUGUUCAUGGAAUGUUCAAAUCAAAAUCAGAUAACCAAACCUUGAAAUAGAUUCAGAAGCAAG